AUGGCGGAAGACAACAUACACAAAUGGAUUGCGAGGGAAGGAGGAAGAGUUGAAGAGAAAGUCAGGUUCAUUUGGGGGAAGGAAGAACGAACAGAAAAGGAUACAGCAACGAAACAAAAAUUCGAAAACUUAGGAAAGUAUGAGUCACCAAAGAAGAAGACUGAAGCAUUGAUGCAGUGUAAGAAGUCGUCGGCGGACGAAAGGGUAUCAGAAAGGAGGAAGAAAGUUUCCACGCGACAAGUAAAAUCCUGUUCGGUGCACGGAACUACCACUGUAAGCGUUGAAACGGUUACAGUUACAAGGAAAGCUAUACCAAUAGACGGUCUUAGUUUUCGUUGGUUCAAUCAUUUCAUUUAAUCUCCCGUGUCUCCGAAGGUCAUUGUCAAGGUUAUAUCGUCGUCACU
Messenger RNA from Loa loa (African eye worm), 404 nucleotides. RefSeq lists its product as hypothetical. Bases 1 to 357 code for a protein of 118 amino acids. The record is from RefSeq and is a predicted model, not a curated record. NCBI's taxonomy places the organism in Eukaryota, Metazoa, Nematoda, Chromadorea, Rhabditida, Onchocercidae. The transcript is spliced from 3 exons.